Messenger RNA from Lepus europaeus (European hare), 789 nucleotides. RefSeq names its product goosecoid homeobox (gene GSC). Gene Ontology annotation, molecular function: RNA polymerase II cis-regulatory region sequence-specific DNA binding; DNA-binding transcription factor activity, RNA polymerase II-specific. The transcript has 3 exons. Bases 1 to 789 code for a protein of 262 amino acids. NCBI's taxonomy places the organism in Eukaryota, Metazoa, Chordata, Mammalia, Lagomorpha, Leporidae. Gene Ontology annotation, biological process: regulation of transcription by RNA polymerase II. The record is from RefSeq and is a predicted model, not a curated record. Gene Ontology annotation, cellular component: nucleus.
AUGCCCGCCAGCAUGUUCAGCAUCGACAACAUCCUGGCCGCCCGGCCGCGCUGCAAGGACUCGGUGCUGCCGGUGGCGCCCAGCACCGCGGCUCCGGUCGUCUUCCCGGCCCUGCACGGGGACUCGCUCUACGGCGCCGGCGGAGGCGGCGGCGGCGGCGGCGGCGCCUCCUCGGACUAUGGCGCCUUCUACCCGCGGCCCGUGGCCCCCGGCGGCGCGGGCCUCCCGGCCGCGGUCGGCGGCUCCCGCCUCGGCUACAGCAACUACUUUUACGGGCAGCUGCACGUGCAGGCGGCGCCCGUGGGCCCGGCCUGCUGCGGGGCCGUGCCGCCGCUGGGCGCCCAGCAGUGCUCCUGCGUGCCGACGCCGCCAGGCUACGAGGCCCCGGGCUCCGUGCUGGUGUCCCCGGUGCCGCACCAGAUGCUCCCCUACAUGAACGUAGGCACGCUGUCGCGCACCGAGCUGCAGCUGCUUAACCAGCUGCAUUGCCGGCGGAAGCGGCGGCACCGCACCAUCUUCACCGACGAGCAGCUCGAAGCGCUCGAGAACCUCUUCCAGGAAACCAAGUACCCAGACGUGGGCACGCGCGAGCAGCUGGCCCGGAAGGUGCACCUCCGCGAGGAGAAGGUGGAGGUCUGGUUUAAGAACCGCCGCGCCAAGUGGAGGCGGCAGAAGCGGUCGUCGUCGUCGGAGUCGGAAAACGCCGAGAAGUGGAACCAGGCUUCGUCCAAGGCGUCGCCCGAGAAGAGGGAAGAGGAAGGUAAAAGCGACGUGGACUCGGACAGCUGA